AUGUCAAAAAGAAAACAAAUUGAUUUGGACAUUGAGGACUUUUUAAAAGACCAUCAUUACAUAUUUAAUCAAUCUACGUAUUAUUUAUCGUAUUUCAACUGCAUCAGUAUUGGUAGAUAUGAAGCAAUCAUUGGAACAAUUUGUCUUCAAACAAAGCUUGAUGGAAAUGUAAUACCUGAAAGUGUUGAAUUAGUAUCCAAAUACAGAGAAGAAGAGGUUAGAAUUUUCGAAAGAAUUAUUAAAAUCAUUGAACCAGAUGAAUAUGAAGAAUCUGAAGAUUCAUCAUUUCCCUUUACUGAUUCAAUGAGUGCAGAUGAAAGAAGAAGAGUAAUAACCUUAACAUUUUAUUUGAAAAGAAUACUUUCCAUUAGAGAGCUUUCAUGCUUUGGUGAACAAACCAGAUUCAAAGCCAGUGGCAGAGCUGCACUUCAGUAUAAACAAGUUUUGGAAGAUCAAGAAAAAUUCAAAAAACAAUUUAAUGAUGUAUUUGGAAAAUUUGAAACACAACCUGAUCAAUCGAAAUGCAAUAUUUUCAUUUUAGAUUCUGAAACAACUGGUCUUACUUCCAAUGCAGAAAUUAUUGAACUUUCGUGUGCUUGUUUAAAUGGGGAAGCAUUUUAUCGUAAAUCAAAUCCAACCAUCCCCAUUACUCCAGAGUCUACCAAAAUCAACAAUCUCACAAGCAAAGAUUCAGCAGGUCACCAAUAUUGGGAAAAGGUUGAAGAGGAAUUUUUAAUUUUAUUGUCCAACAAUCUGUUACCAGUGGUUUCAGAUAAAAAAAAGGAAUCAUAUUCGUUGGAUAAUCUAGCAACUUUUUUUAAAAUCAACACCGAUGGUAUCAAUCGUCAUAGCUCAAGUGGUGAUGUUUUACUUUUAUUUGAAACUCUUUUAUUCUUUUUUCAUAAAAAUUAUAAAGAUCCAAACAAUUUUUUAAAAUUCCUUUUCAAUUGUUUGGAAACAAAUAAAAAAAAACUUUAUGGUUUAUAUUGUUCAUUGGCCACAAAACUUGGUUUAUUAGCUGAUGAUGAAGUUUUAGAAAAGAAAAUCAAAUCUUUCAAAACCCCAAUCCUAAACUCGGUUAUUCAAACAUUUAAAAUAGAUAUUUUGCCAAACAAAAAUGAUAACAACAAAAGGAUCUUUAAAGAGAUGGAGACAGAAAAAAAACCAAUAAUAAUUAUCAUCACCUGCCCCAUCUACACAAUUUAA
This is a messenger RNA of Dictyostelium purpureum, 1206 nucleotides long. RefSeq lists its product as uncharacterized. Lineage: Eukaryota; Evosea; Eumycetozoa; Dictyosteliales; Dictyosteliaceae. The record is from RefSeq and is a predicted model, not a curated record. The transcript is spliced from 4 exons. Bases 1 to 1206 code for a protein of 401 amino acids. Gene Ontology annotation, molecular function: nucleic acid binding.